Molecule: messenger RNA, 2593 nt
Organism: Epinephelus lanceolatus (giant grouper)
Lineage: Eukaryota; Metazoa; Chordata; Actinopteri; Perciformes; Serranidae
Gene: aifm4
Product: apoptosis inducing factor mitochondria associated 4
Cellular component (GO): cytoplasm
Molecular function (GO): oxidoreductase activity, acting on NAD(P)H; 2 iron, 2 sulfur cluster binding
Source: RefSeq, a predicted model, not a curated record
CUCCUCAACUCGCUCUUUAACGACCCGUGUUUGUUUGUUCCUCUGCGGAAAAAGAGGGGCCUAGUAUCGACAGAUGUAUCAGACCUGACUGCUGUUACCGGCAGAAGGAAACAGGAAUGAAUCAGUGCCGAGAACCAGGUCAAGGUGUGGAGCAGGAGGAGGAGGAGGAGGUGACUGGGAUGGUGUGUCAGGAGGCCGACCUGAAAGAUGGACAGAUGAAGGAAGUUACAGUGGGGGAACAAAAGGUGCUGCUUGUCCGUACUCAGGGUCAGUACAGUGCUGUGGGAAGCCAGUGCUCUCACUACAAUGCUCCUCUUGUCAAAGGAGCGCUGGUCGGUGACAGAGUAAGGUGCCCGUUUCAUGGUGCUUGCUUUAAUGUCAGAACUGGAGAUAUUGAGGAGUAUCCUGGUCUGGACUCUCUGCCGUGUUAUAAGGUAAAAGUCGAGGAUGGCCAGGUGUAUGUGUCCAUCAAGAAAAAUUCCCUGAAGUUGACGAGGCGGGUGAAGGAGAUGUGCAGCUUGGUGCCAGACAUCAAACACACCAUCUUGCUGAUAGGAGGAGGCCCCGCCUCUCUGGUUUGUGCUGAAACCCUGCGGCAGCACUGCUACCAAGGUCGAAUCAUAAUGGUAACCAAAGACAGCCUGCCUCCAAUUGACAAGCCCAAACUGAGUAAGGCUUUGAAUGUGGACAGCAGCAGCAUCCUUCUCCGGACAAUUGACUUCUAUCAAAAGUAUGGAAUUGAGGUGUGGACACAGAAGGAGGUGGUGUCGGUGAACCCAGCUGAUAAGGUGGUGAAGCUGAGCGACGGCACUUUGCAGCAUUACGACCAGCUCCUCAUCUCAACUGGCUGUAGAGCGCAGCCGCUCAACUGUCCUGGCUCGGACCUGACGGGAGUAAAGUUGUUGCAGAGAUAUGAAGACGCCCAAGAGAUUCACAGCUCCUGCCUGGGCCAGAGAGCUGUUGUGAUAGGAGCCUCCUUCAUAGGUAUGGAGGUGGCCUCCUACUUAUCCGACAAAGCUGCCAGCGUGGCUGUGGUCGGCACUUCCAGAUACCCGUAUGAGCGAUCUCUGGGGCCAGAGAUUGGCAAAAUGAGUAUGCAAAUGUUGGAGGAACAAAAAGUAAAGUUCUACAUGAGUGAUGGAGUCACUGAGAUCCAUGGGGAGAACGGCAAGGUGAGAGCAGUGGUGCUUAAGAGUGGUGAAGUCCUGGAUGCUGAUGUGGUGAUUGUCGGAAUUGGUGUAAUCCCCAACUCAGACUUCUUGUCAGGAAGUGAGUUGAAGGUAGAUUCAAGGAGAGCUGUGAUUGUUGACAAGUACAUGAGUACCAGUAUACCGGAUAUUUUUAGCGCUGGGGAUGUUACGUCUUUCCCUCUGACCAUUCGUGGAGACCAAAGAGUCAACGUCGGCCACUGGCAAAUGUCACAAGCUCAAGGAAGAGUAGCUGCCCUGAACAUGCUGAACAAACCGACCAAAUGUGACUCUGUUCCUUUCUUCUGGACUGUGUUGCUUGGGAAGAGUAUCCGAUACACAGGCUACGGAGAAGGAUACACAGAAAUCAUAUUCAAAGGCAAAGUGGAAGAAAGGAAGUUCCUGGCAUUUUACAUAAAAGAAGAGGUGGUGGUAGCUGCGGCCAGCCUGAUGUUUGACCCUGCUGUGGCCCGUCUCGCAGAGUUGAUGGCUACUGGGCAGAUCAUAACAAAGGCGCAGGCUCAGGCUGACGACCUGAGCUGGCUACAGAUGUAACCCGAGGGCUGCUGCAUCCAGGAGCAACACGUCUCACUGACGAAGGAUGUCGCCUUUCUCUUUAAUGUCUGUCUCUCCAUGAAACGGUGCCAAAUUGAAUUGCUCUUUACUGCCUCAGCUCGUCUGAAUGCCAAUCAGACCUCUGCUCUGUAACCAUAGCAGCAAGCAAACGUCUCUGCACUUUUAUCUGAUCUCUGUGUAACGAGCGUAAUCUAGAUAACACGGCAGUUUUACCUGUAUUCAUUCUAAGUUUUAACUACAGCUGGACUAAAAGUGGGUCGUCUCAAAGGCCACAGUCUGUGGUUAAUAUGAACCACACCACAUAAAUUAAUCCAUAAAAGAAUCCAUAAACAUUCAGUUCUGAAACACACACACCACUCCAUGUGUUUUAGUUACUCUAUAUUCAUGAGUAACUUUUAAAACUUUAACAUACAAAGGCCAGUUAAAGUCCUGCAUUCAAAAAACACAGUGAUGAAUGUGUUUGAUUUAAUUUUUUAAACUUUUAUCAUCAAUCCCUCCCGUUUCAUUAUCACUUAAAUGCUUGAUUUAAUUAUAAAUGUUUACAGCAGAGAUGUAGCUUAUUUUCAAGUCUUUUAACUUGAAAGUCAAUCCCACAUGAAGAGAAAACAAAAGCACUUUGUGUAAUCUUAACUUUUACUCACUUAGUAAUAAAGUCUGGGUGCCUUGUGGUGCAUAACUAAAGCUCAGGUAUUAAAUCUGUUUCAACACCACAGAUUAUCUACACCUUAUUGUACUUCCUGUCGUCAGCCUGUUGGUGCAGUGUGAAGAUGUGUUUUCUGUUUCUGAAAUUGUUACACUGACAAUAAACCAUCACUCAUCUAGACUCACAA